AUGCCAGAGGAGAUCAUGGACAGGUUAUUUGAAUUUCUGGAAAGCAUAUUUUCCUGGAAAAGGGAUGAUGAAAGUGUCCACAAUUGCAUAAUUUCAGAUUCAGAAUAUGCAGAGGAAUUACAGAUUCAGGAGGCCUUGCAGGCUUCUAUGGCUGAUUUUGAAGAAUCCCUUCAAAGAGAAGCGGGCGAAUCAUCGAGAAAUUACUGUGAGAUUUGUAUGGAAGUUAAGGAAAGAAAUGAAAUGUUCAAGAUGGAAAGCUGUAGCCAUAGUUUUUGUUCUGAUUGUUUAGCUAAACAUGUCCAGGCUAAAAUUGGAGACAGAUUUCAUAUCAUAACUUGUCCUGCUUUGUACUGCGAUUCCAUCCUUGAUCAUUCAGCUUGCAGGUCUGUAAUCCCGGGAAAUGUUUCGGCUAGAUGGGACGAGGCGAUCAGCGUGGCAACCAUUCUCGAGAAUCAGAGAUUUUAUUGCCCUUUCAAGGACUGUUCAGCUAUGCUGGUGAAUGAUGGUGAUGAAGAUGAGGUGAUUUUGGAAUCUGAAUGUCCGGUUUGUCGACGAUUGUUCUGUGUGAAUUGUCGGGUCCCCUGGCAUCGGGGAAUGGAAUGCAGAGAAGUCCAGAAGUUGAAAAUGGAGGAAAGAGGGAAUGAUGAUCUUAUGUUGCACGCCCUUGCAAAGAAGGAGAAGUGGACUAAGUGCCCAAAUUGCAAAUUUCUUGUUGACAAGAUUGAGGGAUGCAUACACAUGACUUGCAGGUGUGGAUUUGAGUUUUGCUACAAAUGUGGACGGAAGUGGACAGAGGAUCACUGGAGCUGCCAGAAAACAUAA
This is a messenger RNA of Oldenlandia corymbosa var. corymbosa, 822 nucleotides long. NCBI's taxonomy places the organism in Eukaryota, Viridiplantae, Streptophyta, Magnoliopsida, Gentianales, Rubiaceae. The record is from the annotation of a GenBank genome assembly.